Molecule: messenger RNA, 2431 nt
Organism: Oncorhynchus gorbuscha (pink salmon)
Lineage: Eukaryota; Metazoa; Chordata; Actinopteri; Salmoniformes; Salmonidae
Exons: 4
Coding region: 35-1066 (343 amino acids)
Biological process (GO): G protein-coupled receptor signaling pathway
Cellular component (GO): membrane
Molecular function (GO): oxysterol binding; G protein-coupled receptor activity
Source: RefSeq, a predicted model, not a curated record
CAGAGUUAACAGACUGUCUUGGAUAGCAGGAGAAAUGUCUACCAACUUCUCUGUGGACCCGGUGGAUUUAAACACCUCUGACACCAACCAGAUGUGUGACGUCUUUGUCUACCAGAGAACUGCCUUGAUCAUCUUCCCAAUCUUUUACUCUCUGGUGUUCCUCAUCAGUGUCUGUGGCAACUGCCUUGUCCUGUAUGUGACCUGUCAGAAGAAGCAGAAGUUCAACUCAACGUCUCUUUACCUGGUCAACUUGGCUGUGUCUGAUGCAUUGUUCACAUUGGCACUGCCAGGGAGAGUCACUUACUACAUCAGACAGUUUGACUGGCCAUUUGGGGAUUUGCUCUGCAGGCUGGCUACUAUGUUGUUCUUUUCAAACACAUACUCCGGAAUUGCCUUCAUGACAUGUAUCAGUCUAGACCGGUACCUGGCCAUGGUCCACCCCCACCGGCUACAGUACCUGCGGAGUGUCAAAGUGGUGCGAACGGUCUGCUGCCUCGUCUGGCUACUGGUGUGUCUGGAAACCACCCCCCUGCUCUUCCAUACCAUGCUCCAUGACCACAGAGGCCGACGAACCUGCAUGGAGUACUUCACCUUUGAGGGUGCUCGCUCCACCCCUUAUCUUCUCUUCCUGGCCUGUACGGUUUCCUUCUGUCUCCCCCUACUGGUCAUCAUUGUGUGUUACACCCGGAUCAAUCUCAAACUGAGUCGCACGGCCAAACAGAACCCACUGACAGGCCGCUUGGGUCGUAGCCAAAGAGCCAACAAUAUCAUCCUCCUCAUCCUCCUCACCUUCGUCCUGUGCUUCAGCCCCUACCACCUCAACAUCAUGCAGUUCAUGCUGAGGAAGAUGCUGGGCCAGCCCAAGUGUGACGAGAUGCGGGCAUUCAAGGCUUCCCUACAGGUGACUGUCUCCAUGAUGAACCUUAACUGUUGUCUGGACCCUGUCAUCUACUUCUUUGCCAUUAAGACGUACAAGCAGAGGGUGAUGAGUCUGUUCAAGGGCUACCUUUCUACCCCUGCUCCUUUCUCCAAAACCGCCACCGACAACAGUAGCAGCAACACCUAAACAUCAACACCAGUAGGAAGAGAUUGUGGUAGUUCUUUAUUAAACCAGAAAGAAGUUGAGGAAGCUAUUGAAGGUGAUUGCACCUAGUUGAUUUCUGCAUCUAGGGUUUGAUUUGAGGUGUUACAUUUGUGUAAGAAACUGAGAAUUUUGUUUUGCGAUAGUGAGCAAAGAAUUAUCAGGCUGUAACCAUUGUUUGGGUGCUAGACCGUCUAAAACUUUGUUCACACUGCAUCACAUUGCUUACAUUGUUACUCAAGUUGUCAUUGUAAUUGCGGGUGUGUGUCCAGUUGUUGUGUACUGGUAUUAAGUUAAGGUGACUGACAACAAUGCCUGCCAUGGAAGUCUCCCAGUUGCUUUGAAUGUUCAAAAUCAUAGCGUAAGAACACUUUUAAAGUGUCAAAGGAUAAGGUGAUCCAACUUUCAGAACUAGUCAUUUUUGGCUAGCCAAAGCAGUCAACAAGCUUGCUAGGUAGCUGUUUAGCUUGCUAGCACAAAUCACCAAUGUGUUUGUAAACAAUUAACAAGCUAGAUAGCUACCACAUGUUGUUGUCAAACUGUCAACUGAGAAGCCUGCAAACAACACGAUACGCCAAAUAACAGUAAAAAAAUACUAGAAGGCAAAUAAAUCAGAGUUGAUUGUUCAGACACAAGUCAAAUCAUUUACAAAUAUGGUCCAAAUUGGGUCUUGAAAUAUUCAAUUCGAUGUGCUUUUUGUCUGUUCAGACUGCAGAAAAAAAUAAUAUAUUAAAAUCAGAUAUGCAUUUUUUUUUGUCACUUCAAACCAGUGUGAACAAGGCUUAAUAAGAUGUAAUUAAUAUGGAGCAGUCUGAUUUUGAGUAGGCUGAUUUUGAGCUCAGCUUGAACUAUCAAAACUGCAAACUCAGCCUAAAGGCAAAGGUCACUUAUCGCUUAUAUUUAAGGCAGGGGAGCAUAUUGACAUGGGGUCCAUAUCAAAUUGACCAAUUAAUUAACUUCAAAUCACUCCAUAUGUGUUUCUUUAUUUACGUAAUGCCUAUACAGAUGGUGUAAAUGAUUUACACUGUGCAUAUCCCAUUAUGUGUUUUAUAUUGCUAUGCCCUGUCUAAGCUGGGAGGGAGGCUACUUACUAAGCCAUAUGGAAUUGCUUUAAGCAGGUCAUACCAUGGAACAUUUUGUUACUUGAUUUCGAAUUCGAUUUUUUUAAAUAUAAAAAUGAUUUGAUGAAGAAGAAAGCACUGGCCUUACUGCUAUUAGCCCAUACAAACACAUUGAUUCACUACAUGGAACAGAUAGUCCCCCACCAAAGAAACAUAAAGGAAGUUUGUCCUAUACCUUUAACAUACAAGAAAAAUCUGGAAACAUUUUUACAUGUAUUUAACGCUAUAU